AUGGCAAGAUUGAUAACUGUUGCUAUAUUAGUUCAGCCUGAAGAGAAAAUGUAUUCCUGGACAGAAAUUCAGUGCAGUGCUCCUGCAGUCAGUGGCUCACCAGGCAGAGAUGGUCCUAAAGGUGCCAAGAGAGAACCAGGAGAAGGAUUGAGAGGCCUGGAGAGUUUCCCUGGAAAAGUGGGACCUCCAGGAAUAAAAGGAGCUUUAGGACUACAAGGAAAGAAAGGAGAAUAUGGAAUUACAGUAACUGACAACUUGUGGAGACAAGUAACCCCUUUGGAAACAAAACUACAGGUUUGGCAGGAUGAAUUAAAUAGAUACAAAAAAGCUUUGAUUUUAAAGAACAUCAAGAAUAUUGCUAAAAAUCAUACUUGUCUCAACUGGAUAUCUCUUUGUACAAAAGCUGUAAGUGCACUUGCCUGUCUCAGGAAUGAAGCUAAAAACAGAUGUAAAGAGUCCAUAACACCUUGAAAACAGGCUUGUAUGGGGAUAUCUGAUGAACAGAUUGAAGGCAGGUUCAUGAAUCUGAACGGAAGAACUGUAACUUCCUGGAGCUGGAAUGACAGAGAACUAAGUAAUCUACAAAAUGAAGAAUGUGUGGUAAUAAAAGACUUUGGAAAAUGGAUUGACAUUAAUUAUUCAAAUUCACGUCUACCUGGUUCUCUGGACACUGGAUGCCACAAUCUUUUAGUAAAUUUGGAACACCGACUUUUCCAACUUGAAGCCGCACUUGCUUUGAAUGGGAAAAUAAGAGAAGUGGGAGAGAAAGUGUUUGCUACCAAUGGAAAGAAAGCUGAUUUUGCAUCUGCACUACGAUCCUGUGAAGAGGCUGGAGGAACUCUUGCAACUCCCAUGAAUGAGGAGGAGAAUAAAGCUAUUAUGGACAUUGUGAAACAGUAUAAGCAAUAUGCUUACUUGGGCAUUAAAGAGUGGGAGACUUCAGGCCAGUUUACAUAUAUAACUGGCAUGCCUCUGAGUUAUACCAAAUGGCACCAAUAUGAGCCUAAUGGCAAAGGGAAAGAAAAAUGUGUAGAGAUGUACAAGGAUGGGAGCUGGAAUGACAAAAAGUGCAACCUGUAUCGUCUCACAGUCUGUGAAUUUUAAAGAAUAGACUUUCAGCCACUUCAGAGUGUGGAGACAAUGAAAUAUGCUGUAUCUUAGGUUUAUAAAAUUUCUGCAAAUUUUCUGUAUCUUAAAAUCUAAAAUGAAUCAUAUUUAGGUAAUUUUUUAUCCUUAAGAAAAUGCUAAAUG
This is a messenger RNA of Manacus vitellinus (golden-collared manakin), 1251 nucleotides long. Its product is annotated as mannose-binding protein. Lineage: Eukaryota; Metazoa; Chordata; Aves; Passeriformes; Pipridae. The record is from RefSeq and is a predicted model, not a curated record.